UCGGUACGUUGUUGGUAGUUCAAUUGCCACUUGGAAAUCCCCUUCUUCUGUACCUUAAUUUAUUAAAAGAAAAAAAGGUGAAAUCUUCCUAGUGUUAAAAUUUAUGCAAAGCAACUUUUGUCGAAGUUCAACUACCACGAAGAAGAGAGGGAGGAGUGGAGAAGUGCGCAACUCUUCUUUGUACUUUGCAGGUGCAAGCUAAAUGGCAGGGGAGCCAGUUAAUGUGAAUGAAUUCCAAGAGCUUGCUAGGCAAGCCCUUCCGAAAAUGUACUACGACUACUAUACUGGAGGAGCUGAGGACCAACACACCCUUAAAGAAAAUGUAGAAUCAUUUCGUAGAAUCAUUAUUCGGCCUAGAAUACUUGUUGAUGUGAGCAAGAUAGAUAUGUCAACUACUAUUCUAGGUCACAAGACGUCAGCUCCUCUUAUGAUUGCCCCAACGGCCAUGCAUAAAUUGGCACAUCAUGAAGGAGAAGUUGCAACAGCGAGAGGAGCUGCAGCAUGUGAUGUUAUUAUGGGACUGUCAUAUAUGUCAACCUGCACAGUGGAGGAGGUUGCUUCCAGCUGCAAUGCUGUUCGCUUUUUCCAAAUAUACGUUUACAAAAGAAGGGAUAUAACAGCACUUAUUGUACAUAGAGCUGAGAAGAAUGGAUUUGGGGCUAUAAUUCUUACAGCUGAUACUCCGAGGCUUGGUAGAAGGGAGGCAGAUAUAAAGAAUAAGAUGAUCGCACCUCAGUUGAAGAACUUCAAAGGUCUUAUAUCAACUGAAUAUGUUUCUGACAAGGGCUCAAAUAUUGAAGCCUUAGCUGCAGGAACUUUUGAUGCUUCUCUUUGUUGGAAGGAUAUAGAGUGGUUAAAAUCAAUUACCAAGUUGCCAAUUCUGAUUAAGGGCAUUCUGACUUCUGAAGAUGCAAUAAAAGCGAUUGAAGCAGGAGUUGCAGGAAUCAUUGUCUCUAACCAUGGAGCUCGGCAACUAGAUUAUGCUCCAGCUACUAUAUCUGUUCUUGAAGAGGUUGUCCAUGCUGUUCAAGGUAAAGUUCCAGUAUUUUUCGAUGGAGGAGUGAGGCGAGGAACAGACAUAUUCAAGGCCUUAGCUCUUGGUGCAAAAGCUGUUCUGAUUGGUCGAGCAGUUAUCUAUGGCCUGGCAGCUAAGGGGGAGCUAGGGGUAAAGCAGGUUAUUCAAAUGCUCAAGGAUGAAUUUGAGUUAACAAUGGCCCUUUCUGGCUGCUGCAGUGUCGACGACAUAACAAGAAGCCAUGUGAAAACAGAGAAAGAAAGGUUCAUUUGUAGGAUGUAGUUUCAUCCUGAAAGCAGCUAAGUAUAU
Molecule: messenger RNA, 1324 nt
Organism: Solanum stenotomum
Lineage: Eukaryota; Viridiplantae; Streptophyta; Magnoliopsida; Solanales; Solanaceae
Product: peroxisomal (S)-2-hydroxyacid oxidase GLO4-like
Exons: 12
Coding region: 203-1297 (364 amino acids)
Molecular function (GO): oxidoreductase activity; FMN binding
Source: RefSeq, a predicted model, not a curated record